AUGCCUUCUUCUUCUCUUUCUCAUCACCCUCCUUCUCCUCCUCAUCCUUCUCCUUCUUCUCCUCUACCACGCCUUCUUCUUCUCCUUCUUCUUCUUCUUCCUCUUCUUCUUCUUCCUUCUCCUUCUUCUUCCUCUUCUUCUUCUUCCUUCUCUUCCUCAUCCUCCUUCUUUUUCUUCUCUACCAUCUCCUCCUCCUUCUUCUUCUUCUUCUUCUCCUUCUUCUUCUUCCUCUUCUUCUUCUUCUUCUCCUUCUUCUUCUUCCUCUUCUUCUUCUUCUUCCUUCUCCUCCUCAUCCUCCUUCUUAUUCUUCCUUCACCUCCUCAUCCUCCUUCUUUUUCUUCUCUACCAUCUCCUCCUUCUUCUUCUUCUUCUUCUCUACCACCACCACCACCACCACCACCUUCUUCUUCUUCUUCUUCUCUACCAACUCCUCCUCCGUCUUUUCCUCCGUCUCCUCCUCAUCUUCUUCCUCCUUCUCCUCCUUCUUUUCCUCCACUAUCAUCAUCUUUUUCUUCUAAAUGCCGUGUCACUUCAAAACGUGUGCGAUCACUGCUCUCCACAACCUCCUAUUCAGUGGCCCGAAGCUAA
Messenger RNA from Acanthosepion pharaonis, 588 nucleotides. The record is from the annotation of a GenBank genome assembly. Lineage: Eukaryota; Metazoa; Mollusca; Cephalopoda; Sepiida; Sepiidae.